Molecule: messenger RNA, 3650 nt
Organism: Epinephelus fuscoguttatus (brown-marbled grouper)
Lineage: Eukaryota; Metazoa; Chordata; Actinopteri; Perciformes; Serranidae
Gene: pgm2
Product: phosphoglucomutase 2
Exons: 13
Coding region: 160-1995 (611 amino acids)
Biological process (GO): carbohydrate metabolic process; purine ribonucleoside salvage
Molecular function (GO): magnesium ion binding; phosphopentomutase activity
Source: RefSeq, a predicted model, not a curated record
GCAUUACGUCGCUCCGCCCCGCACUGUGGACAGUCAAGUGGCUAUAUCCACAGCAGCACUUCUCUUACAGUGUUGUAAAAAGCUUCAGGGUGAGAGUAUUCGCCUCAUAUGACCAUAGUUAGUGAGCUGGACAAAGUCUUGACUCGGUAAAGAAGGGAAAUGGAGAACGGUGUGUCCAUAACCGGUGACACCACUGUGGACCAGGCUGUGAAGCAGUGGCUGCAGUAUGACAAGAACCCGAAGACAGUGUCUAUGGUGAAGGACCUGCUGAAAGAAGGAGCGGUGGAGGCUCUGAAGAAAUGUUUCUCCUCCAGGAUGGAGUUUGGUACAGCAGGUCUGAGAGCAGCCAUGGGCCCUGGCACAUCCUGUAUGAAUGACCUCACUAUCAUCCAGACCACACAGGGUUUCUGUCACUACCUGGAGGAGAGUUUUGAUAACCUAAAGGAGCGAGGGGUGGUGAUUGGGUAUGACGCCCGCGCCCACCCUCCCAGCGGGGGCAGCAGCAAGCGCUUUGCCAGCCUGGCUGCAGCUGUGUUCAUCAGCCGAGGGGUUCCUGUCCACCUCUUCUCCGACAUCACCCCUACUCCCUUUGUGCCUUUCACAGUGUCACACCUGGGUCUGUGUGCUGGUAUCAUGGUGACCGCCUCUCACAACCCCAAACAAGACAAUGGCUACAAGGUGUAUUGGGAGAACGGAGCUCAGAUUGUGUCCCCUCAUGACAAAGGUAUCGCCAAGGCCAUAGAGGAGAACCUGGAGCCCUGGCCUGAGUCCUGGAACACUGAGGAGGCCCUGAAGAGCUCCUUGCUCAAAGAUCCGUACCAGGACAUCCACACACAAUACUUCAAAGCCAUCCAGAAACACUGUCAUCACAGGGACAUAAACAAAAGUUCAGAGGUGAAAAUUGUGCACACAUCUGUGCACGGUGUCGGUCACACAUUUGUCCAGUCAGCUUUCAAGGCCUUUGAGCUUCACCCUCCAUAUGCUGUAGAGGAACAGAAAGAGCCAGACCCUGAAUUCCCCACUGUCAAAUAUCCUAAUCCUGAGGAAGGAGAGGGAGUCCUGACACUGUCGUUUGCACUGGCAGAGAAGGAGGGGGCCACUGUUGUGUUUGCAAAUGACCCUGAUGCUGAUCGACUGGCCAUUGCUGAGAAGCAGGAGAGUGGACAGUGGCGAGUGUUCAGCGGUAAUGAGUUGGGAGCGUUGCUCGGCUGGUGGAUGUUCCGCUGCUGGAAACAGCAGAACUCUGACGCUGCUGCUGUGAAAAACCUCUACAUGCUGUCGAGCACUGUUUCAUCCAAGAUACUGCAUGCCAUCGCUCUCAAGGAAGGCUUCCACUUUGAGGAGACACUGACGGGGUUCAAGUGGAUGGGAAACAGAGCCAGAGACCUUUUGGACCAGGGCAAGACCGUUCUGUUUGCCUUUGAGGAGGCCAUAGGGUAUAUGUGUAGUCCCUCUGUAUUGGACAAGGAUGGAGUGAGUGCCGCAGCCAUAGCAGGAGAGAUGGUUUCUUAUCUGGCCACGAAAAACACAAGCCUUUCUCAACAACUCACUUCCAUCUAUACAGAGUACGGCUACCACAUCACUAAGAACUCCUAUUUCAUCUGCCAUGACCAGGAUGUGAUCCGCAGCUUGUUUGAGCGCCUGCGCAACUUCAGCGACCAGAAAGACUCGUAUCCCACUGAAUGCGGUCGCUUCUCCAUCUCUGCUGUACGAGACUUGACCACCGGCUACGACAGCAACCAGCCUGGUAACAAGGCUGUUCUUCCCACCUCCAGGUCCAGUCAGAUGAUCACCUUUACCUUCUCCAAUGGGGGUGUGGCCACCAUGAGGACCAGCGGCACCGAGCCAAAAAUCAAAUACUAUACUGAACUCUGUGCUGCUCCUGGUAACAGUGAUUUGAAUCAUCUGAAGAAGGAGCUGGAUGACUUGGUCGAUGCCAUUGUUGAGAACUUCUUCGAGCCAGAGAAGAAUAAACUGCAGCCAAAGCCGGAGUAGCACUGAUAGACAUGCAUUCACAUACAGGACCAGUUGUUACUAAUAUCUCCGACCAGCUUUUCACACAAUGUCUUAAUUACUCCAGAAGGGAUUCUUGAUUUAACACGAGCUUGGCUUUGAUAAACAGUCAUUUUAAUGACAGAUUUACCAAUCUGUUUUCUGCCAGUUGGACCAGGGAUACUUUUACCUACUGAUGAAUCUGUCUUUAUUUUAAAGGAACUGUUCACCCUAAAAUCAAAAAAUACAUAUUUUUUUCUGUAGUCUAGAUUGUUUGGCAUGAGUAGCGGAGUGUUGAAGAUAUCGGCCAUUGACUUGUCUGCCUUCACUCCAAUAUGAUAAAACUAGAUGGCACUCAGCUUGUGGUGCUCAAAGUGCCAAAAAAAGUAUGUUUGAAAAACUCAACAGCAGUGUCUCUUUCCACAAAUUAUGACCUGGUUACUCAAUAUAAUCCACAGACUAGUGUAUACCCUGGACAAGUUGCCACACUAUCACAGGGCUGACAGGCAACAAUACAGGCAGUUUAGAGUAAACCUAGAAAACCCACGCUGAUGCAGACAGAACAUGCAAACUCCACACAGAAGCCCCCCCCCCCCCUGCUGUGAGGCAACAACCACUGCAGCAGAAAAAAAAUAUUUCCUACAUGAAACUGCUCUUGAGUAAGCUGGUCAUGAUUCCUGGAAAGAGAUAUUGCUGUUGAGUUUUUCAAAUGUUUUUUUUUUUUUUUUGGGCACUUUGAGCACAACAAGCCGGGUGCUAUCUAGUUCCAUUGUAUACAAGACAAGGCAGACAUCUUUACAGCCAUUAUCUCCAACACUCUGUGACUUGCACCAGAAUAAUCUCUAAGGACAAAUCACACUACAUGUGAAAAAUAUGUAUUUUUGAUUUGGGGGUGAACUGUCCCUAUAAUCAUCUGCAGGGUAUAUGACAACCUCAAACCUCCACUUUGAGUUUGUUUAGCCAUCCUUGUGUUUUUGGGUUUUACAUCCUGCAGUUACAUUAUAUCACCGCUCAGUAUUUUGGGAUUGAGUUAACCUCAGUGCCAGAGACUUGAAACCACAAAUGUAAAAUGUUCACCAUCCUUCAAUCACAGGCGUUCCUGAUGUUUCACUGUGGUGUACAGAUGCACACAUUGCUCUGAAUUUACCAAUUAUGCAUUCCACACUGCUUCAGUAUCAACUGCAAGGCCGCAGAUACAAAGAGUUAUACAAGUGAGUGUAAAUGGGAAGUGCUCAAAAUGAUCUUGUAACUUUAUUGAAUGUUGUAAACUGUUGUUAAACUUUGGAUGUGUAAUAUCUGAGACAACAGUAAGGUUUGACACUGAAAGUGAGAGUUGAAUAUAUUUUUAAGUUUAACACGCUGUCAUUCCACUGUUUGUAAAAUGACCAAACCUAAGAGCUUAGAGCACCACCAAGUGGAGAUAUUGUACAUUAAUAUUUCAAACGCACCCACUGCUCGUUACUUGAUGUGAAUAGUUAACGCUCAAGGGGACUCUGGACUCCACAAGGUUAAAUCUGUAACUAAGACCCUGUAACUUCUCAGUAUUUAAGUCAUGUGAAAUGUGCAGUUCGCAGCUCACCUUUCCUCAUGUGCCUCCUAUUCCAAGAUGCUGUGCUUAAUAUACAUUAUAACUCAAUAAAGAAACGUUCCUAACAGUG